This is a messenger RNA of Solea senegalensis (Senegalese sole), 4581 nucleotides long. RefSeq names its product exportin-5. Lineage: Eukaryota; Metazoa; Chordata; Actinopteri; Pleuronectiformes; Soleidae. Gene Ontology annotation, cellular component: nucleus; cytoplasm; RNA nuclear export complex. The transcript is spliced from 33 exons. Gene Ontology annotation, molecular function: nuclear export signal receptor activity; small GTPase binding; RNA binding. The record is from RefSeq and is a predicted model, not a curated record. Bases 141 to 3812 code for a protein of 1223 amino acids. Gene Ontology annotation, biological process: RNA export from nucleus; protein export from nucleus.
UUAAAAAACCCGCUGUGGUAGCAGCAGCACAUUUGGUGCACGUUGGUACAAGCUUGCCUCUCCUCGCUGCUGCCUUUUGCGGCUGGUUUUGCAUAAGGGAGCUCCUCUCUUUCUCCUCCACUGUUGUGCUACCUGAAUUCAUGGCUGACCAGGUGUCUGCCGUGUGUGAGCAGCUCAUUAAAGCUGUCAAUGUGAUGAUGGACGCAGAGACAAACCAAAUUUACCGACUGGAGGCCCUAAAGUUUUAUGAAGAGUUUAAAGAGAGAAACUCUUUCUGUGUCCCAUGUGGCCUGCAAUUAGCUGACAAAGCUCAACCAGCUAUAGUUAGACACUUUGGUUUCCAAAUCUUGGAGCAUGUCAUCAAAUUCCGAUGGAACAACAUGCAACAGCAAGAAAAAGUCCAGUUGAAGGAGUGUACCAUGCAGCUGUUAUCAAAUGGCACGUGUUCCAUUUUGGAGGAGGAGAGCCACAUCAAAGACGUCCUGUCCCGAAUCACAGUGGAAAUGAUAAAGAGAGAAUGGCCUCAACACUGGCCAGAUAUGUUGAAAGAGAUGGAGGCUCUCACGAGUCAAGGGGAGGCACAGACGGAGCUGGUGAUGUUGAUCCUGCUGAGGCUGGCAGAAGAUGUGAUCACCUUUCAGACAUUGCCCGCUCAACGACGCAGAGACAUCCAGCAGACGCUCACCCAGAACAUGGAAAGCAUUUUCAGUUUUAUGAUCGCAAUUUUGCAGCUGAACGUCGAGGACUAUCGCAGACUGAAAGAUGUACCUGGACAGGAACUACAGGCCAGAGCUCACUGUCGUGUCGCUGUGGCCACACUGAAUACACUCGCAGGCUACAUAGACUGGGUGUCCCUGGUGUACAUCACCUCUGGAAACUGUCACCUUCUUGAGAUCUUGUGUCUUCUGCUGAGUGAGUCGGAGCUGCAGCUGGAGGCAGCGGAGUGUCUGCUCAUUGCCGUCAGCCGGAAGGGAAAGCUGGAGGAUAGGAAGCCAUUCAUGCUGCUGUUUGAUGAUGUGGCCAUACACUACAUCCUUUCUGCAGCACAAUCGGCAGAUGGACUGGCGUUACGUAAGAAAUCCACAGAUUUGAAAGCAGUGGAGGUGGUGGAACGGCGUUAUAUCUUUCUGAAGAGGCUGUGUCAGGUCCUGUGUGCCCUGGGAGGACAGCUCUUCUCAUUAGUGGGUUCGGAUGUCGAGGUUGAAAUACCUGCAAAUCUCAGCAAGUACAUGGAAGCUCUUUUGUCCUUCACUACACAUUCCAGUCAGUUCUUGAAGUCGUCCACUCAGCCCACGUGGGGCGCUUUGUUCAGACACGAGACGUUGUCAAAGGAACCGGUCAUCAUUGACAUGGCCAUCAAAUACCUCAAAGCGUGUAUGAUCAACCUAGUCAAGACUGGAUUUCCAUCGAGAGAGGAUAAUCCAGCUUGCGAGUACUCCCGUGUGGACUUCGACAGCGACGAGGACUUCAACUCCUUCUUUGUCUCUUUUCGAGCACAUCAGGGAGAAGUGGUGCGGAGCGCGUGUCGCAUUGUUCCCAUGGAGGCCUUUCAGAUAGCAGCAGAGUGGUUACAGUACCAGAUUUCCAGCCCCAUCGAUAUUGGAGAUACCACAUCCAAGACUGGAGAGGGCCUGUGUUCCCUUCUGUCUCCAUCUGUGGUCCAGUGGGAUGCAAUGACCAUCUUCAUGGAGUGCACAGUGGCACAGCUCUUCAGAAGUCAAGGAGAGGAGAAGUUGCCAAUAGAUCGGGGCGUGGAGCUGCUGCAGGUCGUGCUCAACUACGACACCAAAGACCCGCUCAUCUUGUCCUGUUUGCUCACCAACAUCUCUGCCCUCUUCCCGUUUGUUGUACACAGACCACACUUCCUGACACAGGUCCUAUACAAGCUAUUUAAAGCCAUCACAUUUGAGGUUGGUCAGGACAGUAAGGUACCUCGAACCAGAGCUGUGAAGAACGUGAGGCGGCACGCGUGUUCUUCUAUCAUCAAAAUCUGCCGUGAUUACCCACAGAUCAUCCUGCCUUGUUUUGACAUGUUUUACAAUCACAUGAAGAAGCUGUUUUCAAACGACGCCAUGCUGACUUUCAUGGAGAAGUGUGCGCUGAUAGAAGCUCUGGUGCUCAUCGGUAACCAGUUCAAAGACUUUGCAAAGCAGAAGGCUUUUCUAGAAGAACUCAUGGCAGUAGUGGUCACAGAAUGGACCUCGGAUGAGAUGAGGCGAGUACUGUGGGAUCCUGCCAUGUUUCUGUCAUAUGUUGGAGCCGAUCAGGUCGUCACUGAGCAAAGUACAGACGCAGACACGGCAGUUGUUAACAGGGGAAAGCUGAGUUUCUGUUUGAACGCCAUGUUGGGGGUGGUGAAACGGUCACGGUGGCCUGCAGACCUGGAGGAAGCCAAGGCUGGUGGCUUCGUGGUGGGUUACACACCUGCUGGAGCUCCCAUCUACAGAAACCCAUGCACUGCCCAGUUUCUGCUCUUGCUGCCCAACGUGUUGGCUCUCAUCAGGACUCACAACAGUCUGUUCAUGCCAGAGAACAUGGCUCGUCUGAGUGAGACCUUUUCUCGUGCCCAUGAGGUGAUGGAUGCAGAGAAGAAUGUAGUUCUUGGUCUCUCUCAGCAUCCUUUGGAUUUUUACGACUCUCCAGUUUAUCGGUCCAGCCUGGAGCGCAUGCAGGGGUUUUUCUCCACAGUUUAUGACAACUGCUUCAACGUCUUGGGAAAUGUUGGUCCGUCACUGCAGCAGGAAUUCUACACCAUCGAGAGGUUGGCUGAAGAAAUAGCUGGCUCUGCUUUUGUUUCUCUCGACCAUGUGCCUGACCACCGACUUCGCCCUAUGAUUCGGGUGUUUGUGAGGCAGUUGGUGCAAUCGUGUCCUCAGGAGUACUACAACACUCUCCUCUGCCCCCUGCUGGGCCCUCUGUUUGCCUACAUGCAGCAGAGACUCAGUGUCAAGUGGCAGGUCAUCAACCAGAGAACCUCUGUGAACGAUGAGGAGGAGGAGGAGGAGGUGGUGGUUUGUCAGGAGAGCCAGGUGACACAGGAGAUGUUGGAGGAGCAGCUGGUGCGUCUGCUCACCAGGGAGGUGAUGGAUCUUCUCACUGUGAGCUGCAUUUCCAGAAAAGUGCCUGAAGCAGCAGCAAACAAGGAGGAAAUAGACGAGGAGGAAAUGAUGAUGGAUUCGGUGCAGACGUCGUCUCCUGCGCAGCCCACAGAGGAGCUGAGCGAGCUGGGAAAAUGCCUGAUGAAACACGAGAACAUCUGCAUGUCCCUGUUGACCCUAUCAUUCGCCUCACUGUCAUGGAAAGACACCACUAACUGUCACCGCACAGCUUCCAUGGUCUGCUGGACCCUUCUGCGGCAGGUCACAACAGGUAAUCUUCUUCCUGAGGCGGUCACGUGGUUCUACACCAGCGUUCUUAGAGGCCUUCAAAUUCAUGGGCAGCACGAAGUCUGCAAUACCACGCUCUCUCAGCUGGCCAUGACCAUCUAUGAAAACCUGCGGCCUCGUUACAUGGAGCUCAGGACUGUAAUGACCCAGAUUCCCAACAUCAGCGUGGAGGCCUUGGACCAGUACGAUCACCGGCUCAUCGACCCCAAUGCCCAGAAAGCUGGAGACAAAAGGAGGAAAGACCAGUUCAAGAAGCUCAUCGCAGGAACUGUUGGGAAAGCCCUGUGCCAGCAGUUCAGGAAGGAGGUUCAUAUCCGGAAUCUUCCAUCGCUCUUUAAAAAGCCAAAGGCAGACAAAGAUGUAGCGAACAAUGAAGAAGCUUUGGGCCUGGCAGCUCUCUUCUCCCCAAAGAAUAAUUCCCUGUAGGAACACACAGCAAAUCAACGACAUACUGACUGAAGAGGGUUUUACUCGUCUCGAUCUAAAAUAAUCCUGUCAACACUCUGUGUUUUUUUUCCACUAAUUUUUAAAAACAUUUCAACCUUAAUAAUAAUAACAUGCCACAGCACCACUCACUGUUACAUCAUUUCUCACUUUUACAGACAAGAUUUAUACAGAAAAUCCCUUUUAAAUCAUGUUGCAUACUUCUGCUUCAUCUUUCCUGUACAUAUUGUAAAAGAGGUUGUAGAAAAGAAAAUUAUCUUGGCUUUAAAAGAAAAAGGUCUUUUUAAAGGUACAGUGUGUAAAAUUUAGCAACAUUUAUUGGGAACGUUUCAUGGUGCAGCUGAAUAUCACUCGCCUCACCCGUGUUGGAGACUUAUGUUGCCUUCAGUUUAGGGCUGAAAUGAUUAUUAAAUGAAUCUUCAACUGUUUUUACAAUUGAUUAAUCAGUUUCAAUGUGUUAUUUUAAUAAUUACAUUUCAUAGAAUGCAGAAUAGUUUCUGGGUUUUUUUCCGUAUAACAAAAAAAUGAUUGAAACUGAACUGUUUUGGUUUGUGGACAAUGAGAAGAUCGUCAUUUCAAGGUUUGGGAAACACAGGUCCAAAAUAGGAAAUAAUCAGAACAUUACAACUACUUCAUGACCUGGCUCCUCUUGUCAAUAUAACAGUGCAUACAAUCAAGCAAUUGUAUACUUAUCUAGUACCAAAAAAUUAAAUAAAAAUACUUUUCUCUUCAAUUUGUACCAAAUUAAAAU